AUGGAGGAAUAUCAUUGCUAUGCAUACCCACAAAUUACUGUUUCCAAUGUUAUACCAGAAAUUCCACCUAAUUCCGAUGGAGAACAAGAAUUCAACGUCAAAUUUGAACGCUCGAACGGUUGUUGCAAAGUUUUACGCUACAACUUUCAAAAAGUACCGAAGGAAGAAAUAAUGGAUAAAACAUCCAUCUUGUCUUGGCUUACUUUCAUGGAUGUGCCUAGCGCGGCUCAGAGUCUUGUGUUGGAAGAUGUGAUGCAAUGCGCGCGUGAGAUGCUUGAUGACCCGGCUAACACACGCAAACAAGUUCUGCAUAUGUGCGUGGAUCUGACUAUCAUUCGUGAAAAUGAAGAUGAAACGAAUGAUAGCAACGAUGACACCACCACUACUGAAGAGGAUGAGGAUGAAAAUGAUGAUAUAAACGAAGAAAAUGACGAAGAUUAUGGGUUGGUACCUGCGGCUAAGACAGUGAUCGAAGGUUUGAAGAUCGUGAAAGAAAAUGAGAAGAAAAGGUGUGCGAUUUGUUUUGAGGAUUUUGUUGUUGGUGUUCGCAUGGCUUGUAUGCACAUGUUUCACAAAAACUGUAUCAGCGAGUGGUUGAAAAUAGGUCAUUCAUGUCCUUUGUGUCGUUUUCAAGUACCUACUACUUCCAGCGAUUGA
Molecule: messenger RNA, 657 nt
Organism: Sphenostylis stenocarpa
Lineage: Eukaryota; Viridiplantae; Streptophyta; Magnoliopsida; Fabales; Fabaceae
Source: the annotation of a GenBank genome assembly